Molecule: messenger RNA, 1403 nt
Organism: Anneissia japonica
Lineage: Eukaryota; Metazoa; Echinodermata; Crinoidea; Comatulida; Comatulidae
Product: receptor-type tyrosine-protein phosphatase O-like
Exons: 8
Coding region: 34-936 (300 amino acids)
Biological process (GO): protein dephosphorylation
Molecular function (GO): protein tyrosine phosphatase activity
Source: RefSeq, a predicted model, not a curated record
UGGUGCUAGAGAUGGUUAUGUCGGUAUUUCUGAAUGACAUAUAUUUCCUUAUUCUUCCAGUUACUACGAGAUGUUUGCAUUAAUGAGCCAUCUGAAAGAGGCCGCUCAGAAAAUAAUGUUCUCAAGAACAGAUAUAGAAAUAUCUUGCCAUUUGAUAGAUCAUCUGUGCGAUUGUCAGUCAGUAAUGAAGAGGGGUCGGACUAUAUCAACGCCAAUUACAUAGAUGGUUACAAACAUCCUAAGGAAUAUAUUGUCACUCAAGGACCUCUUCCCGGCACUAAGAAUGAGUUUUGGCGAAUGGUUUGGGAGGAAGAGGUACCAACUAUUGUUAUGAUCACACAGUGUGUAGAGAAAGGACGGGUUAAAUGCGACCAUUAUUGGCCAUUUGAUGCGGAACCUAUGGAUUAUGGUGACAUCACCGUCACUAUGGUAGAAGAGACACAGAUGACAGAUUGGACCGUACGUGAAUUCAACAUCGAACAUUCUCAGAUGAGUGAAGUUCGUCAAGUAAAACAAUUUCAAUUCACUUCUUGGUCGGACCAUGGUGUACCUGAAACACCGGAGCCCAUGUUACGAUUUAUAAGUACUGUCAGAGGUCAGCAUCCAAUUUCCGAGGGUCCAAUGAUUGUUCAUUGCAGUGCUGGGGUUGGGAGAAGUGGAACGUUUAUAGCAUCUGACAUCUUGAUGCAACACGUCACGGAUCAAAGGAAUGAUGUGAUUGACAUUUUCGGAGUGGUCUAUAGAAUGCGCACGCAACGCUGCUACAUGGUUCAAACAGAAAGCCAGUAUGUCUACAUUCAUAGGGCAAUUCUUGAAGUACUUAAGGGGAACGUGAGCAACAGUAACUGGGUGCUAAUGCAUCCGGGUACAAGCAGGCCGGAUUCAAUAUAUAGGCCAGAGCCUGAGAUGGCUGAUCCAUAUGGUGAUGAGAUUUAAACAGGAUUUACACAGCUACCUAAAUCAAUCAAUGAGUUAUUUAUAGCGCCAUUCAGUCGUGGCUCGUAAUAAGUAGUAAUACUGAGGGAUUAAGAAAUAAAUAAUUUAAGAUAACUCAGCCAGAUUUUUAUACCAUCCGUCAUCAGUAUGCCAUCACUAAUUUUAGAUUAAUGGCAUUAAAACCGUUUUUUAAAUAUUCUGAAAUAAUUAGAAGGAAUUAUAGCAUAUGGUUACCAUUUAAAUUAUGUGUACCAUCUGACCAUUCACAGUAGGAAAACAACAUGUAUUUAUAUUUAUUAACUGACCAAUUAGAGGCAGUAACUAGAUGAAUGCAUAGAUAUAUGUUUUAACUGAUUUAGAUAGACCAAUAUUUACUUACGAACAUUAACUCACCGAUAGAUUUAUCAAUAUUUUGUUAUAUGUAUAAUUUGUAGGAUUGAAUAAAUUGACUUGUGAUUUGUGAUAAA